AUUUGCCACUGUGGGCUGAAUUGCAGGCCAGGACCAGGAUCAAGAAAGAUUCUGCAGCCAUAUUACAGGAAUAAUCCUCUGUUUACCACUUUGACAAAGCAGAGGAGGCAAGCCUCUAGGUUAAAGUUCUGCAUCAACUGCCCCAGAAGAGCUGAAGGGCCACAAAUUCACAAUUUGAUAUAGCUCUAAAACAUCACCAACACCAACAACAAUGGGUAACAGCAAGAGUGGUGCCGUGUCCAAGGAGAUCCUGGAGGACCUGAAGCUGAACACCAAGUUCUCAGAGACUGAGAUUGUCCAGUGGUACGAAAACUUCAAAAGGCAGUGUCCAACAGGGCGCAUCUCAAAAGAAGAGUUUCAGACCAUCUACAGUAAGUUCUUCCCAGAGAGUGAUGCCAAUACAUAUGCCCAACAUGUGUUCCGCUCCUUCGACACAAACGACGAUGGCACGCUGGACUUCAAGGAGUACAUCAUCGCCCUCCACAUGACAUCAACAGGGAAGACCACCAGGAAACUGGAGUGGGCCUUCUCACUGUUUGACGUGGACAAGAACGGCUACAUCACCAAGUCAGAGGUCAAGGAAAUCUGCACGGCAAUUUUCAAGCUGAUUCCUAAAGAUGAAUUGGCUGAUCUGCCUGAAGAUGAAAACACACCUGAGAAGAGGGCGGAUAAACUCUGGAAGUUCUUUGACAAAGGAGAGAAUGACCGAGUGGCAGAAGGGGAGUUCAUCCAGGGAGUGUUGGAUAAUGAUGAAGCUCUUCGUUUGAUUCAGUAUCAGCCUUUAAAGUAACUGUUCUAUCAAACAUAUUCAUUGUAUCUCUCUCCAUUCCUUUUUUUCCACUUUGCCAUUCCUUCUGCUAAUGCAAUGACACCUGACUGAACGUCCACAAAAUGUGAGCACAUAGCAGGUGUGAUGAUAUCGCCCCAUUCGCUCAAAAUUAAAUAAUGAUACAGAAUCUCCUGCAGGAUUUUGUGACAGUCAUCACCAAUUCAAGUGUGCCAUCUGACGUGUUUUCUUUAUUACACAGAGUGUAAAAUAAACAUGUCAGUUUAAAACUGGAAAGCAGGAGAAUUUGCCCCCAGGUUACCAGCGACUACAGUUACCGUAGCAAUCUUUUCCAAAUUUCUAAGUUUCAAAAGAAAUUCAAGUUGACCAUUAUCUGUCUAUCAUGAAAUAGACAGCAGUAUUCCUUCAUAAGUAUGUGGCCUAUUUGAUACUUCCCACACCUAAAAAUAUUUUAUCUUCUUCAUUUGGAUUGCAAUAAAUAAAGCACAUACAGAAUUUCCGAAACUGUCAGUAUUUAGUUUACAUUUCUGAAGAAAAAGUAAAUUGUGAAGGUGUGUUUUAGCGACUCGAGCACACAUUUUAAUAUGACAACAUGUUAUGUGCAUUAGUUAAAGUAUCAUUAUCAUGAAAUAUAUUCUUUUUUUCUCAAUGGGCAGCAAAUUGCUGUAGUUUCUCAUUUUAUCCUGGGAUGUUUUUUAAAACCUGACCAACAUGUAGCUCAUGGUUUAAUUACAGUAAAUGCCGUGGUAAUAUUAUUGUGUAAUUUUGUGCAUUUUACAGUGUUCAAUUCAUCCAUGUGGCACAAUCCUACAUGUUUGAUGUCUAGUUAAGUGCUUAUAGGUCUGUUCAUAUACAACAACAGUAAAACUAAGUGUUGGUCCUGGAUUUCCCUUUACAAUAAAUUCAAUAAAUUAAAACCAUGAAAUUGUAAUAAAACUCCGACUCUUUUCAGUGUGUUAUGUUAAUGUCAAGAAAUCAGACUAUGGGGUUGUAUGAUACAGUAUUUUAGUAAGAACUCUAGAGCCAGCUGAAAAUGACAAUGCUAACACACUAAAAUUUUUGCAUAGCAGAUAUAAUGUUUGUCAUGUAGUUUAGUGUU
Lates calcarifer (barramundi perch) is the source of this 1886-nucleotide messenger RNA. Its product is annotated as visinin. The transcript has 3 exons. Gene Ontology annotation, molecular function: calcium ion binding. The record is from RefSeq and is a predicted model, not a curated record. The coding region runs from base 212 to 790 and encodes 192 amino acids. Lineage: Eukaryota; Metazoa; Chordata; Actinopteri; Centropomidae.